Strongylus vulgaris is the source of this 912-nucleotide messenger RNA. The record is from the annotation of a GenBank genome assembly. NCBI's taxonomy places the organism in Eukaryota, Metazoa, Nematoda, Chromadorea, Rhabditida, Strongylidae.
AUGGCCUUCAAGGGCACAUCUCGUCGUACAAGGAGUGGGCUAGAGUUGGAGGUCGAAGAUAUCGGUGCUCAUCUAAAUGCAUACACGUCCCGGGAGCAAACAGUUUACUACGCCAAGUGCUUCUCCACUGAUUUGGAACACUCCGUUGAGAUUCUAUCCGACAUACUUCUCAACAGCAAUUUGAGUACUCGAGAUAUUGAAGCGGAAAGAAGUGUUAUUUUGCGUGAAAUGCAAGAAGUUGAGCAGAACUUUCAGGAAGUAGUCUUUGAUCAUUUGCACACUGGUACAUUUGAAGGCAAUCCGCUUUCGAUGACUAUCUUGGGUCCUGUGGAAAACAUUAAUAGCAUCCAGCGAAAGGAUCUGGUUGACUACAUAAAGACGCAUUACCGCUCAGGAAGAAUGGUUUUGAGUGCUGCUGGUGGGGUUCGACAUGACGAAGUUGUACGCUUAGCAGAGAAAUAUUUUGGUGGCUUACAGCACGGUGACGCAUCGGCAAACUUCAUUCCGGCCGUAUACAAACCUUGCGAGAUACACAUUCCCGUUGAAGGAAUGGACUCCAUUUAUGGAGCUUUAGUUGUUGAAGGAGUGUCUUGGACUCAUGAGGAUAAUCUCGCGUUAAUGGUGGCUAACACUCUUAUUGGUGAAUGGGAUAGGAGCCGUGGCUUCGGAGUAAAUGCACCAUCUCGUCUUGCUCUUCGAUUAGGUCGUAGCGCCGGUGUUCAGUCAUUCCAGGCUUUCAACACUUGCUACAAGGAUACGGGUCUUAUUGGAGUAUACUUUGUUACUGAGGAGAUGGCAUCCGAAUCUUUGGUUGACGCAAUAGUAGAUGAAUGGCGUUGGUUAGCCAGUGAAGUCGAUGCUGAAACUGUUGAUCGCGGCAAGCGUACGCUGCUCACUAAUCUCCUCCUGAUG